Messenger RNA from Naegleria gruberi, 1104 nucleotides. RefSeq lists its product as uncharacterized. The transcript has a single exon. Lineage: Eukaryota; Heterolobosea; Eutetramitea; Acrasida; Naegleriidae. Bases 1 to 1104 code for a protein of 367 amino acids. The record is from RefSeq and is a predicted model, not a curated record.
AUGAAAGAAUUGGUGAAUGAACACCUUUUCAAACUCUCUGCUCAACAACUCUUAUUAAAAGUUAUUUUAGCUUCGGAAGAGUUUCAUUUGAAUUUUCUUAAAUUAUAUAAACGAGUAAAUCAUGCCGAAUUGAUCAAUGAUUGGAUAUUGUAUAACAAGGAUAAUAAUAAUAAGGAGAAUGAUUUGAUGAAGGAAAAGGAAGGAGAAAUAUUGGGAAUUAAAAUUGUAGAAAAUUAUUAUCGGAACAAUGAUAAUGGUGUUGGUGUUGGUGCUGGAGGUGGAAGGACACCACGAGUUGCAGCAUCAUCAUCAACAACACAAAAAUUGAUAGAUAUUGACGAAGAUCAUAAAUUGUUUCGGAGGAGUAAAAUUAAAUUGUUGAAUCAGCAGUAUUGUGCCAUGAUGGAAGAAUGUCUGACGUUUCAAAUUGUGGAUACUAUAGAGACGAUUAGAAUUGAUUUUGAGAUUAGUUUGAUAGAGAGCGAGUCGUUGAAGUUUCCUGGAACUUUGACAAUGAAAGGAUAUUUCACAUUUAAGAAUAUUGAAGAAAUAUCACAUCUUGGGUCGUCAUCAUCAUGUUUAUCACCCAGAUAUAGUAUAAUUGUAUCAAUAUAUGUUUUAAUAGAGUAUAAGGUCAUGUUCAUAGGAUCUGUGACAUCGAUUGAAGAGAAAUUAUAUGGAGAAUGUAAAAAAUUAUUUGAUUUGUGGUUUGAUAGGCUGAAAAUAGUUGAAAAUGAAGUACGAGAUUCUGUUUUCAACAUUAAUACAUUUAAUAGAGAUGCUGAUUUGAAUGCAUCAAUAGACGAAAAACAAAUACUCAAUUCGACGAGUAUUCUACCUAUAGCAAAACCAAUAAUAACGAGAGAAAUUUUGAAUGAUUGGAAUGGAAUGAAUUAUAAUAUUAUGUGGGAAAAUGAAACAUCACCCUUCAAACUUCCUGUUGAGUGUAGCUCAACUGAACUUAAAGACAUGGAAUUUGAAUUUCUUAUUCAACAUCCAACACCAAUAUUGGAAGAAGAAAUUCAAAUAGAGGUGAAUAAUUCAAUUCGUAAUCCAAAAGAAUUAGAGGAAAAUCCCAAAUUUUGCUGUUGCGUGAUUAUAUAA